CGAGUGAGACGGAGUGAGUGAGUGAGCGAGUGAGACGGAGUGAGUGAGCAGGUGAGCGAGCGAGUGAGACAGAGAUGAGUGAUUGAGGGAGACGGGGACGGACGCAGUGAGUGAGACGGGGACGGGCGGCGUGAGACUGAGUCAGAGAGACGGAGACGGUGUCUCAGUCACUCACGGAGACAGAGACCGAAAGAGCGAAAGAGAGAGACAGAGCCCAAAGGAGAGAGAGACAGAGCGAGAGAAACAAGACUGAAUCAACUCCACAGAAGAGAGAGAGACUGGGUUUCUGCAUUGGUAUGCCUGCUCCUGCUCUCUCAUUUCCACCAUAUGCCGCUGCUGCCUCUCUGAGGAGACCUGGAUGCCAAUCGCCUGCUUGAGGCUACUCCUUCAUCCUCAAUCAUUUACAUGUAACAUUUAUACUCUCUGUUCCCGGCGUGAGAGAGACCGGGAGAGCCUGAGUGAGAAGAGUGGAUGACAAUAUCCUUGCUUUUCUCCUUUCUGCUGAAGUUCCUGCGGCGAUUAGCAGAGCGGGUGGUUUCGACUCUUUGGACACUAUCCGUCUGAGCUGUCCGUGUUUGGAGAAAAAGACUGAAAGGAGAGGACACAACAUUCUCUGGGAAACAUCGCACUCCAUAUCAUCUAAGAUAUUGGGGAACGUGUGACUGCAUUUUUAUGAGACAAACCGGUAUUAUAGUAAGCGAAGAUGAUGAAAGUUGUUUGACCUUUUUGAUGAUAUAUUUCCCCCCUGCUCUUCGUGCAGCAGGCACACAGCGCUGCACGUGUUGGCUGUGUCUUUUCUGAGGAGAGAACGAGAAGUAGGAUGAGAGCCUGCCAGAGUAUUUGUCCUCUGCUAUCUGUGUCCUUCUCUGUGUGACUCGUCUGUGUCUGUGCAGUGAGGGGUGCCCUGGGAGACUCCCGAGUCGCUGAUCGUGGGCGAGGGCUAGUCCUCAACAUUGCUGCUGACAUGGCAGAGGGAACACAGCUUCUCUCUUUGGGGCACCGGCCUGGUCUGCUGCUGAGCUAGGACUUGGACCAGCCAUUGACCAUCCCCGGCCAAGUUCCAGUCCUCUGUCUCUGGAUCUGGUUUCAGACCAGGGGCUUUCAGAAGGCUCCCUGGCUGCAAGAUGAACUCUUCCUUGGACCUGCUGGACCUUGAGCUCCUGAACCAGAGUGGCUCUCCUUUCUGCCUCCUAGACAUGGGCUACUCCCAGAUCUUCAACACCUGUCUUUUAGAGGUGGCCAUCAUCUUGCUCCUCACAGUUCUCAUCAUCUCUGGCAACCUGGUGGUGAUCUUUGUCUUCCACUGUGCUCCACUGCUCCACCACCACACCACCAGCGCCUUCAUCCAGACCAUGGCCUACGCAGACUUGUUAGUUGGGGUCAGCUGCCUCAUCCCUUCCCUCUCCCUCCUCCACCACCUGAAAGGCCUGGAUGAAGAGCUCACCUGUAAGGUGUUUGGUUACAUGGUUUCCGUGUUGAAGAGCGUUUCCAUGGCGUCACUGGCGUGCGUUAGCGUGGACCGCUACAUGGCGAUAACGCGGCCGCUGUCAUAUGCUACACUGGUGACACCGUGCCGGAUCCGCGUGUGCAUCCUCCUCAUCUGGCUCUACUCCGCCCUCAUCUUCCUGCCCUCCUUCUUCGGCUGGGGGAAGCCUGGCUACCACGGCGAUGUGGUUGAGUGGUGUGCCAUGGAGUGGGGGACAAAGCCGCUCUUCACGUCAUUCAUCGUGGCGCUGCUCUAUGUGCCGGCCGCCAUGACGGUCUGCUUCACCUACGCCAACAUCUUCCGUAUCUGCCGGCAACACACAAAGGAGAUCAGCGAGCGCCACGCCCGCUUCAGCCCACAGGAGAGCUCUCUGGGACAGGAUGGCCAGCCGCAGCAUGCGCCGGCGUGCACGGACAAACGCUACGCCAUGGUGCUGUUUCGCAUCACAAGCGUGUUCUAUCUCCUCUGGCUUCCCUACAUCCUGUACUUCCUGUUGGAGAGUGCUGGAAUCUACCGUCACCCCGUCGCCUCGUUCCUCACCACCUGGCUGGCUAUCAGCAACAGCUUCUGUAACUGUCUGAUCUAUAGUCUAACCAACAGUGCCUUCCGGAAGGGUUUAAAGCGUCUAUGUUCAUUCUGCGUGCAGCGUGUGGACAGUAAGAAUCCUUUUGGCCCUGGGCCGGGGCACGGACAGGGGCCAGUCUGCACACGCUCCACAUGCCAUGUGUAGGACCUCCCAGAGACCCGUGUGACGGUCGAGUCAGUGUGUCGUGUUGCUAAAGCACUAAGUGUGUCCCAUGUUGAUGCUGAGCUAAGGGGAACAGGCUUCACAGGAUGCAGUGUUGCUACGGUUGUUUCCAGACAGUUGGAUGUUUGUUGGAUGGUUGCGUUCCUGGUCACAGCUGGCUCUGACAGGAUCGGCUCCAGGACCCGAGCGUUUUGAGCCCCGCGUGGGAAGUACAGCCCAGCCUCUGCCAUGAGAGAGGUAGAACAUGGAGGGGGAGUGAGAGUCAGAAUAAGGAUGUGGAAUUACAGUACCCUAACCUUUGACUCCAGUUACGGAUGACAGAGCUAUGGCUACGUUGUGUCAGCGUUUUGCGGUGGAUGGAGUGUUAGUUGAUUGAACAUCUCCCUUCUGACAGUACUUGCCAAAAACACAAACUGUAAGAACACAAGAACACAUGUUCUUGUGGGAAAAAUAUGUUUGAGACUGUAUCUUCCUAGCAGUUUGUGAAACAAUGUGUAUUUGUGCCAUGACUUCAGUGUAUUAAAUGCAACAAAGUACUCACAUAAUUUAAAAAAAACUGAAAAACACUUUAAUACUGAGCUAAGGGGAGCUGUCAAUAACUUAUUUAAAUGUUUUCCCUUGUGGUUUUUAUUUAAACACGGAAACAGAAUAUUUACAAUAUUGUGCUCUGAAGGGUGCAGCAAGCUCAGACUCUGAAGAGAAGCAAGUACUUCAUCAUUCAUUUAUAUCUGGGCUGUUCUGAGGCAGAGGUACAGGCAGAGAAAGGGAGGACCACUUUGUUUAGAGGUUUAAACACCAGGACUAGUUUACUCCCGAGGGAUCAGAGUAAUCAUUGACUGGAUUACUUUUGUUUCAACAAGCUUCCUUAUCAUCAGAGCCUGUCUGACUCUGUAACCAAAGUACAUUGCAGACAGACAGUCCGUUCCAGUUUACUUAUGAGGAGAAUGUGGUCGUUGUGUCAAAGCAGAAGAUUGAUUGAAAAUUGAUUGUUUGAGUUUCAGAGUAGUUUAUCAUCUCCAAAGCGUUGCCCCAUUGUCUGUUGCAUCUGGUAUUAACAAGCCAAUACCAGUGGGCCUGAUUAGUGACC
Messenger RNA from Oncorhynchus kisutch (coho salmon), 3321 nucleotides. RefSeq names its product probable G-protein coupled receptor 21. Bases 1125 to 2216 code for a protein of 363 amino acids. Gene Ontology annotation, molecular function: G protein-coupled receptor activity. The record is from RefSeq and is a predicted model, not a curated record. NCBI's taxonomy places the organism in Eukaryota, Metazoa, Chordata, Actinopteri, Salmoniformes, Salmonidae. Gene Ontology annotation, cellular component: membrane. Gene Ontology annotation, biological process: G protein-coupled receptor signaling pathway. The transcript has a single exon.